Molecule: messenger RNA, 2499 nt
Organism: Salarias fasciatus (jewelled blenny)
Lineage: Eukaryota; Metazoa; Chordata; Actinopteri; Blenniiformes; Blenniidae
Product: extracellular calcium-sensing receptor-like
Exons: 6
Coding region: 1-2499 (832 amino acids)
Biological process (GO): G protein-coupled receptor signaling pathway
Cellular component (GO): plasma membrane
Molecular function (GO): G protein-coupled receptor activity
Source: RefSeq, a predicted model, not a curated record
AUGCUUGGCAGGUUUGACAUGCCGAGCUUGUUUAAGGAGGGUGAAAUAAUGAUCGGAGGCAUUUUUCCAGUUCUCAACAAAGAGAUUGGCAGCAUUUCAACAUUCCAGCAGGAGCCCCGUGGUGUGAACUGUGCCAUAUUUGAUCUGCGUGCUUUUCGAUGGACUCAAGUCAUGAUAUUUGCAAUUGAAGAAAUAAACCAAGAUUCUGCUCUCCUUCCAAAUAUAUCACUUGGCUAUCGGAUCCAGAACUCCUGUUCAUCGCCAACAAACACUUUACGUGCUGCACUAACCUUAGCAAGUACAGCAGAAAAGAUGAAAAACAAUUCUUUUUGUCCCCCAAAAAUAUCUGCUGUCAUUGCAGAGGCUGGAUCAACUCAGUCCUUAGCUGUGGCUGGGAUUCUAGGACCAUUUCUUGUGCCAGUAGUGAGUUACUUCUCUACGUGUGCCUGUCUGAGUAACAGGGACAAAUAUCCUUCUUUUUUCCGGACUAUCCCCAGUGACUACUUUCAGGCAAAAGCUCUGGCAGCUCUGAUCAGACAUUUCGGCUGGCAGUGGAUCGGUGCCAUACAGUCAGACAAUGAUUAUGGGCGGAACGGGAUUCUGGCUUUUACUGAAGAGGUUAAAAGGUUUGGGGUCUGUGUGGCUUUUGUUGGAACGGUUAAACGGACAUACGGCUUGGAUAAAAUUUUGAAAGUUGUGAAAAUGAUCAAAGAGUCAACUGUCAAAGUAAUUAUGGCUUUUACCCCAGAAGGCGACUUUUCCCCUUUAAUGAGAGAGGUGCUGAAACAGAAUAUCACAGGUAUUCAGUGGAUUGCGAGUGAGGCCUGGAUAACAGCACCACAGCCCUCUACUCCUGAAAUGUACCAAGCUUUUGGGGGAUCGCUUGGAUUUGUGGUGCAAAAGAUGGAAAUCCCAAAUUUAAAACCUUUUCUUACAGCUAUCAAUCCUUAUGCAAACCCAAAUGCAGCUUUUGUCAAAGAUUUCUGGGAGAUUAUGGUCGGCUGCAGACCAGUUUCACCUGGGAUGGACACAGACACUGACACUGAGGCAUCAAGUAAAAUAUGUAAUGGAAAUGAGACCUUGGCGAAUUCCCAGGAUGUGUUCUUUGAUGUGACACAGCUCAGAGUGUCCUACAAUGUCUAUAAAGGUGUUUAUGCUGUUGCACGUGCCCUCCAUCAGCUGAUAUUCUGCAAGUCAGACGGUGAAAGCAACAUGCAACCGUGUUUGAAUAUUUCAGAUAUUCACCCGAAACAGGUCACUGAUCAACUCCAAAAAGUGAAUUUCAGGAAUCAGUUUGGGGAUGAUGUCUUUUUUGAUGAGAAUGGAGACCCCCCUGCUUCAUAUGACCUGAUCAACUGGCAGCUGAUAAAUGGACAGGUGCAACAUGUGACCCUGGGCCAUUUUUCUUCUUCAGUGAAUGGUGACCACAAACUCAGCAUCAAGGAGGAUGAAAUAGUGUGGAGGACCGGAAAAAUGGUACCCACUGCUCUCUGCUCUGAUAUUUGUCCAGUAGGAACCAGAAAAGCUCAAAUUAAGGGAAAACCCACUUGUUGUUUUGACUGUAUACCAUGUGCUGAUGGAACUAUAGCCAACACAACAGGUGCCUCAGACUGCACACCCUGUCCACAGGAGUACUGGUCUAAUGAGAGGAAAAAUGAGUGUGUUCCUAAAACUAUUGAGUUCCUGACAUAUCAUGAACCUCUGGGAAUAGCUAUCACAGUAGUGUCCCUGCUUGGGGCCCUGCUGUCACUCGCCACAACUGUGCUCUUUAUCCACUACAGGGAAACUCCCAUCAUAAAGGCCAGCAACACAGAGCUCAGCUGUUUCUUGCUGUUCUCUCUCUUUCUGUGUUUCCUGUGUCCGCUCACUUUCAUUGGCAGACCGACAGUUCUGACCUGUAUGCUGCGCCACACGGCUUUUGGUGUGACUUUUGCAUUUUGUAACUCUUGUGUUUUGGGGAAAACUAUUGUUGUUGUCACAGCAUUUAAAGCCAGUGUUCCUGGAAGCAAAUUAGCAGGAAAGUUUGGUCCCGCUCAGCAACGGAUCAUCGUGUGUUCCUGCACUUUGAUCCAAAUACUGAUAUGUGUUCUGUGGCUGAAGUUAAACCCACCCUUUCCUGAUAUGGUUUUCAGGUACAGUAACAAGAAGAUCGUUUUAGAAUGUAACCCGGGCUCCGAGGCUGCUUUCUACUCAGUUUUGGGCUACAUAGGAAUCCUUGCUAUCAUCUGCUUGGCUCUGGCUUUUCUCGCAAGAAAGUUACCCGACAACUUUAAUGAAGCCAAAUUCAUCACAUUCAGUAUGCUGAUAUUCUGUGCUGUGUGGAUCACCUUCAUCCCUGCGUAUAUCAGCUCUCCUGGGAAGUUCACUGUCGCAGUGGAAACAUUUGCGAUUUUGUCUUCAGCAUUUGGAUUAUUCGUCAGCAUCUUUGCACCUAAAUGUUACAUCAUAUUGUGGAAGCCAGAGAAAAAUACAAAGAAACAUGUCAUGGGAAAAGUUUAG